Messenger RNA from Pogona vitticeps (central bearded dragon), 2790 nucleotides. RefSeq names its product potassium two pore domain channel subfamily K member 1 (gene KCNK1). Lineage: Eukaryota; Metazoa; Chordata; Lepidosauria; Squamata; Agamidae. The record is from RefSeq and is a predicted model, not a curated record. Gene Ontology annotation, biological process: potassium ion transmembrane transport; stabilization of membrane potential. Gene Ontology annotation, molecular function: outward rectifier potassium channel activity; potassium ion leak channel activity. Gene Ontology annotation, cellular component: plasma membrane.
AAUUCAUAGUGUAAUUAUAAUUUGUUUGUUUCCUGCACCAGCAGCUAUCCCUUUCUGCGCCCUUUAGUUCCCCCUUUCCCGCCCCAUGGGUGUGGGGAGGCGAGUGUGUCCUCCGUCUGUUACGCACGGUGGCUUCUCGGCUGGAACCAGUUCAGCAGCUCCUGCUGACGCGCGGCCCACCGCCGGUUACCUGAGCAGGGAAGCCACGUGAGCGCCGCCACAUCAUCGAGGCUUUCCAUACUGAGAGCCACAGACAGGAGGAAACCGGGGAACGAGCGAAGUGGAGCCCCUUUCAAGGCGACGGGAGGGCGCGUGUCCCUUUAGGGCAGAGCUUGAGGCUCCGGGAGGGGUCGGGCGGAGACGGAGGUCCAGGAGAGCUUUCGGAGCCUCCUUUCCCUCGAGUUGCGAGUGGCUGGGCGAGCGCCCGGACCGGGCCUUCCCGCCCUCGAGCUCCUUCGCUUCAGCCCGCGCGCUCAGGGCCGCCAGGAUUCCCGCGCGCAGCUCCCCUCCCCGGCUCACUCAGGGGCCGCAGACGUCGGAAAGCUGAGGGCGGCGGCGGCGGCGGCGGGCUGGCGCUGUUGUUGACCUUGAGGCUCUGGCGGGGGAAGAUGCUGCAGUCGCUGGCGGGAAGCUCCUGCGUGAGGCUGGUGGAGAAGCACCGCUCCGCCUGGUGCUUCGCCUUGCUGGUGCUGGGCUACCUGCUCUACUUGGUCUUCGGCGCCGUGGUCUUCUCUUCGGUGGAGCUGCCUUACGAGGACCUGCUGCGCCAGGAGCUGCAUAAACUCAAGCGGCGUUUCGUGGAGGAGCACGAGUGCCUGUCGGAGCAGCAGCUCGAGAGCUUCUUGGCGCGCGUCCUGGAAGCCAGCAAUUACGGCGUGUCCGUCCUGAGCAACGCCUCCGGCAACUGGAACUGGGACUUCACCUCGGCCCUUUUCUUCGCCAGCACCGUGCUCUCCACCACCGGUUAUGGCCACACAGUGCCUUUGUCAGAUGGAGGAAAGGCUUUCUGCAUCAUCUAUUCUGUCAUUGGAAUCCCCUUCACACUGCUUUUCCUGACUGCAGUCGUACAACGCAUGAUAGUCUAUGUGACCAGGCGGCCUGUUCUAUAUUUCCACAUUCGUUGGGGUUUCUCAAAACAAAUCGUUGCCAUCAUCCAUGCUGUGACCUUGGGCUUUGUUAUGGUCUCCUGCUUUUUCUUUAUCCCGGCAGCGAUAUUUUCUGUCCUUGAAGAUGAUUGGAACUUCCUGGAAUCCUUUUACUUUUGCUUCAUUUCCUUGAGUACCAUUGGCCUUGGUGACUAUGUUCCAGGAGAAGGCUAUAACCAAAAAUUCAGAGAGCUGUAUAAAUUAGGAAUUACAUGUUACCUGUUGCUGGGUCUCAUUGCAAUGUUGGUGGUUCUUGAAACUUUCUGUGAACUUCAUGAACUCAAAAAAUUUAGGAAAAUGUUCUAUGUGAAAAAAGACAAAGAAGAGGACCAAGUGCAUAUAAUGGAACAUGACCAAUUGUCCUUCUCUUCAAUUUCUGACCAAGCAGCUUCCAUGAAGGAAGAUCAGAAAGUAAAUGAGCCUUUUGUGACUCCUCAGUCUAUGGUUAAUUGUGAUGGCUGUAUAAACAAUUAACAGAAGGUGUCUGUCCUAAUAUCAAUAGUGCAUUGAGCAUUCUUGCAGUUAGAACUAGUACCAUUAAUGAAACUAUAGAGGCAGGAAGGCUGUGCUAUAUUAUUAAGUAUCCAUCGUUUGACGAUGUCUUACAGUGUAAUGGCUAAAUAGAGUUUUCUUUAGCUGGAUCUACAUUCUGGGAAUGUUCACUGAAACAUAGUGUGCAGCUUGGGAGCCCUGAAUCCAUGGUGUACAUUUAGGAUGUAAAAUAGGUAGGGGUAGAUUUGAAAAAUAGCUCCAUUAUCAUUUCCCUUUCUCAGGGAUCCUCAGUCUUUAUGAAGUGGUGAAACAGAUUUGGAACUAAAGGGGUGCCAUCACCAAAAGGCUAUCAUGGGGGUGGGGGUGUACCCAUAUUUAAAAUGAUUGUUCUGAUGGGCACGAAACACCAGUUUCAUAGAAAGGCACACUGAUGGGACUAAACAUCUUGCCCAAGAAUUUGAAUACAAGACAGAGAUGGAGUGUAAUUUUCAAAAGAAACAAUCCUAUCUGUUGAAUCUCUAAUUCCCUUGUCAUCUUUUCUCCUUUGGCAUCAUUCUGCCAUAGGUCACUUAUUCUCCAACUUCACAGAGCAAACACAGGAUUCUGUUGAUUCUCAGUUCAAAUGUGUUCAUGCACAAGCUCUUUUUGGGCAGGGUUCCCAAUUCUGUGGAGCACUGUAAAUGUUACACUGUCUUUCAGAUCUUCCUCAUCAAUAUUGCGAGUUAGAGGCAAAACCCAAGCAUGUACCCCUGGUUUACCAUUAUAACUGAUUCCCUCCUGGGCAGUUACCUGAAGAGAGCUAUUCUGUAGCCCUAAUCGGGUAGUAUGCCUGAAACGGAAGACUAAAUGGCUAGUGAGCAUGGGCUUAUGUACAUAAGUCACUUCCCUGGGAGAAUGGCAGAAUAUAAAUAAAGUAAACAAAUAAGCCUCACUCCCAUGUCCGCAACCUAUCCAGAUGCCAGCAGGAUAUUUUUCUUGUUUAUAUGAAGUCUGAAAAGGAGUCUGUAACUGUGUUCAACUGAACAAGGUUACGAUGCUCCUAUGACCAGGAACUUUGAAAAGGUAGGGCUCCCAAUUAUAGGUGUGCUGUAAUUACUGAAAAUGCUUCCAGGCUCCUUUGUAGAUAUUUAUAUUAAACAAAAAGUUCUUGUAA